Molecule: messenger RNA, 807 nt
Organism: Oikopleura dioica
Lineage: Eukaryota; Metazoa; Chordata; Appendicularia; Copelata; Oikopleuridae
Source: the annotation of a GenBank genome assembly
AUGGAAAAAGCAAAAGAUCAAGAGCUAACGAGAAAGAUGCGAGAAUGCACCAUGUGGCCACUCAUCUGGCAGAAAAUACAAGAGAUCGAAGAGAAAGUGCAGGACCGGACGGACCCUGAGACGGUGAAAGUGGAAUUCCAAGUACUUCGAAACUACUUGAAAGUAGUUGACAUCAGUGAAACUUCAAGGAACGAAGUUCACGCCACUUAUUUUGGAUCAUCGACUUCAUACAACGGCCGUGCUGAUGCCGUUCCGCGGACUUCGAUCACGCCUCCUCCAUUGUCUCCGAUUCCGUCCUCCACCCGUCCGCAGGGAUCGAAUCAAAAUCAUGGAAAUGACGUUACCCAUUGGCAAUCGCUGCUCGAUUUGCCAAAGAUUCUGAAGAUCGAGGAAAGAGGUGCCGCGACUCGAAAAUUUCUCAUCACCGAUGGCGUAACAGAGUGUUGGUACUAUCUCAAAGACAAUAUCCGCUUGGACGACACAUUCCGAGUCAAUUGUGACGGUCGCCCGACAACCAAAGGAAAACUGUGCCCGGGAAAGUAUCGGCUUUCGAUCGAGAAGCCGAAUGAUAUGAUUCUCACCACCGACGAUGUUUAUAAUCGCAAAAAACGAAAGCUGAAUACCGACAAAGAGGAGAUCGAUCAAAUCUCCAACUACAAGAUUGUCGAACAAUUUCCAGAUGAACAUACUUGUGUUCGGGAAACGCCAGGUCCUCAAGCUGUUCAAAAUGGUGGAACCGAAGGUCGAGGAACUCCACCGCAAGAACCUGGAGCUGAUGUUAAACAAGAACCCAUCAUAAUAGACUGA